AUUCUUCACCUCCCUCCCUCCCUCAACAAAUUCCUCCCUCAGAUAGCGUCUUAUUUUCUCUGCAACACGCACGAAUCGCCACUAUACGGCCUGUCUCCGUCGUGUCCAGAAUUAGUGCUCUUUUCCGUCAUAUUGCUAAUUGCUCUCCUCUCCCGGAAAAGUUUGUUGGAGUGCUAGAUUUGAAGAGAGGGGCGUCCCAACUACCGCUGCUCGAUUUCUUCCGAUUCGCUCGCCGGAAAUGCGAUUUUCCCGAUGAUAUUCAGGCGACCGGUGAUGGACAUCGAAGGCUGGGGCCGUCGGAACAGUAAUCCCGUCCAGAGAGAGUCAUGGAGAACGGUGUUGGCCCUGGCGUACCAGAGCCUGGGCGUGGUUUACGGAGAUCUGAGCACUUCUCCGUUGUACGUCUACAAGAGCACCUUCGCGGAGGACAUUCACCACUCGGAGACGAACGAAGAGAUAUUUGGCGUCCUGUCGUUCGUCUUCUGGACUCUGACUCUGAUUCCGCUUCUGAAAUAUGUGUUCAUCGUGCUGCGAGCGGACGACAACGGAGAAGGCGGCACUUUCGCCCUGUACUCUCUGUUGUGCCGCCACGCCCGGGUCAGUACCCUGCCCAACGGUCAGGUCGCCGACGAGGAGCUGUUCGAGUACCAGAGCGAUGCGAUGAGCGGCGGUCUGCCUGGAGGUGGCGGUGAUAACGGCGGCGUUAGGCUGAGCUUGAGGUCCACGCUGGAGAAGCACCAUUGGUUGAGGCGGGUAUUGCUCGCCUUGGCUCUCAUAGGUGCUUGUAUGGUCAUUGGUGAUGGCGUCCUAACCCCUGCUAUUUCAGUGUUCUCUGCUGUGUCUGGAUUAGAGCUCUCCAUGUCAAAACACCAUCAUGAAUACGUAGAGGUUCCAGUGGCAUGCGCGAUACUGUUGCUGAUAUUUUCAAUACAGCAUUAUGGGACCCACCGAAUAGGAUUCCUGUUUGCGCCGAUAGUGGUGACGUGGCUUGUGUGCAUCAGCAUGAUCGGAAUGUACAACAUCUUCAAGUGGAAUCCACAUGUGUACCAAGCACUCUCCCCAUACUACAUGUACAAGUUCUUGAGGAAGACCCAACGCCGUGGUUGGAUGUCUCUCGGCGGCAUCCUGUUGUGCAUCACAGGUCGGUUGAAUUUGUUGGUUGGUUGGUUUACACACUCUUUUAAUUAAUUCUCGUCUUCGGAUGAUUGGAUUCGAU
Molecule: messenger RNA, 1216 nt
Organism: Cuscuta campestris
Lineage: Eukaryota; Viridiplantae; Streptophyta; Magnoliopsida; Solanales; Convolvulaceae
Source: the annotation of a GenBank genome assembly